Messenger RNA from Mangifera indica (mango), 1634 nucleotides. RefSeq lists its product as uncharacterized. The record is from RefSeq and is a predicted model, not a curated record. The transcript has a single exon. NCBI's taxonomy places the organism in Eukaryota, Viridiplantae, Streptophyta, Magnoliopsida, Sapindales, Anacardiaceae. The coding region runs from base 254 to 1531 and encodes 425 amino acids.
AUUGAUUUUCAACAGGGAAAAGCAGCUUCUAAAAAAGUGCUUUUUUUCUUGCCAAUAUUGUUAGUUAUACAAUCUCUUUCUCUCUUAAUCUUGGGAUCUCUCAGUUUCCUUCCUUUAUUCACGCCGCUCUUACUGCCAAUUUCACACAUUCUCUUCACAUUUUUCUUCAACAAAAACAAAACUUUCACCCAUCUUCAUCUUAUUCUAUUCUAUUCUGUUCCAAUUUCUUUCAUUUUCCAAGAGAAGAAAGAAAAUGUCAGAAUUUUCUUUCUCAUCACCAAACACUACCAACUCCAAGAAAAUUCACCACUGCUUGUCUAGUCUUCUUCUCUCUGACUUGUUCCUCCUCUGUUCUUUCAUUAUUUCUCACCCUCUUUACUUCUCUUACAUCGUUUUCUUCUCACCAUACAUUAUCAAGAUCCUUUCUUUCCUUUCUCCUCUCUUCAUCACCACCUCUCUUUUGCUGCUUGCUCUCUUCUCCACUCUUCUUCGCGAUAAUUCUUCACUAGAAUUCUCCUUCCAAAAUGUCUUAGACAGGCUGCACUCUAAUGCAGACGAUGAAAACCAAGAAUUCCGAGGCUUUGAGGAGCUUGAAGCCUAUAAAAUCGUGUUUGAUACGUCUAUUCUUGAGAUCAGAGAAACUUCCGUUCAAGAUUCUGAAGAAAAUUGCUUAUCAGUCUUCGAAGAAGCGCCUGUGGACAAGCAUUCAAUUCAUGAAACUCGUGGAACAAAUGUAUCUCAAGAACUGACAAGUGAAGUUAACGAAAGCUUAGCUGAGAUUAUGCGGGCUGAAAGUACUGAGCUGAUAGCGGAAGGUGAAAGUUUAGGAGGGUUCUUGAAGGAGGACCUCGAGCUUGUCGAUGCAAUGUGCGAAAAGGGAGAAAAAGAAGUCAUAGUCAAGGCACUAAGCGUAGAGUUCAAUAAAGAUGAUCAUCAAGAGCAAAAGGAAGCAGCAGCAAUGAAAGGUGGAUCCAAGGCAGUAGGCAGUAAAAUAAGUGAUGAUAAUGGAGUGUUGGAAUAUUUGUCAAAAGUAAGAGCAAAUUCUCAGAGACUUGGGAGAAAUGAUAGUGAUGGAGGAGAGUACUAUGCUUCAAAAGUUAUGGAUAUUAAUUAUUCUCAGCCAUUAAUGGGUGGGUCAAAUCUUGGAAGUUUUGGGUCGAUGAGAAAAGAAAAAGAAUGGAGAAGGACAUUGGCAUGCAAGCUUUUUGAGGAGAGACACAAUGCAAAUGGAACUGAAGGGAUGGAUUCGCUUUGGGAGACUUACGAGACAGACUCAAAUAAGCUUCAAACUAGAAACAAAUCAAAGAAGGUUAAGAAAGGUAGCAGUAAGUACCAUGGGGAAGAUGAAGACGAAGAAGAAGAAGAAGAGAUUGAUGAUGGGCAAUUGUGCUGCUUACAGGCUCUCAAGUUCUCAGCAGGGAAGAUGAAUUUGGGAAUGGGAAGGCCCAAUCUUGUCAAGUUUUCCAAGGCGCUCAAAGGCAUUGGCUGGUUGCACCAUGUGACAAAGCAUGGCAAGAAGAUCUACCAUUAAUGGUUGCACUUUCACCCACUUGUUUUAUUUUUAAUUAUUGGGCAUAACAUAAAUGUGUACUUCUUUGAGAAUCUGAAGUAAAUAUGGUCUUUUUUUUCUCUUC